AUGUCAGAACACUGUCCUUGUACAAGGAAUUUAACUAUUAGGGAGAAAUCUCUUUCCAUGUUAAUACGCAUUUGCCAGUUUAACACCAUGGCAGGACAAGAAUCAGAUAUAAACAAUGAAGUAUCAUUUGUCGAUACUCUAGUAAAACAGCUCCAUACAGAGUUAAAAUUAGAUGUUCAAAUUCGUGAAUCUGGCGAUUUUGAAUCAUUUUGUGUUAAAUUGAAUUAUGAUCUUAAUUUACAAUUUUUAUUUGAUUCUGCACGUACUCAAGAAAUAUUAACAACCUCAAAUGUUUAUGAGUUACGUUUGACAAAAUCCAAUAAUUGUACAUUAACUAACGAUAUAUGGACACAAAUAAAAACAUAUUUUGAAAAUGAAAUAAAACAAAGUCAAGUUACCAUCUAUGAUUUAAUUCAAAGAUUACAAGAUAAAAUUUUACUUCUAGCAACGGCUGCAAGAAUAAAGCCGAAUAAAUCUAAAAAAUCAUUAUCUCAACAACAAGAAGCAGCAGCAGAAACAAAAUUUCGAGAUACUAUUUCUAUAUUCAAUCGAAUAUCAUGGGAUAAAUCAAUUGAUCCAAAAACAGUUACUAUUGGCUAUCUAGAUAGAUUUAAAGGUAUUCAAGAAAUAGCAUUUAGUGAAUGGAAAAAAGUUCUAGAUCAUGAGUAUGGUGUACCGAUGCAUCGAGUCAGAUAUUACAAAAUCAAUAAUCAAAUUGUAUGGGAUAGAACAAGAAAAUAUGAUAUACUAACGGGUUCGGAGACAAUUCAAACAACCAUGGGAAAUGAUUCAGAACAGCGUUCACUAGAAGUAUCGAACAAUAUAAUUACCCAUGAAGGUGUCUAUAAAUAUGAUAUCGAAACAAAACAAUGGAUGAUUUGUUCUAUAGAAACUUCAUUGAAACCAAUGAAUGAAAAUGAUCGAGAUGAUAUUAUACCGUCUGAAAGUCUAUUACCUGAUCGUUGUCAUUUCUUAACAUGGAAUAUACUUUUUGAUUAUCAUCAUAAAACUAAAAUUUAUAGUAGUGAACGUUAUCGUCAUAUAUUAAAUAUUUUGAAAUCAUUAUUGCCUGAUAUCGUUUGUUUACAAGAAGUGACAUAUGAAUUUUUAGAAUUAUUAUUAAGUGAAGCAUGGUUAAAAAAUGAAAAUUAUCAUGUUGUUAUUAUGAAAAAUAUUAUAUUAAGUCAAAAUUUAAAAUAUAAAGAACAAAAUUAUUAUGGACAAAUUUUAUUAUCGAAAAAUAUUCGACCCUAUUCUGUUCAUUUUUUACCAUUAUUAACAAAUGAAGAACAAGAAGAAAAAACAACAACAAUGAAAACGACAAAAGAAAUUAUUUUAGCCAGAUUUGGUUUAAAAUCAUCUACAAACAAUAUUAUUGAUAUUAUUAAUUUACAUUUGCACAGUAAUCGUUCCAAGAAUGCUGAUAAUAAACGUUGUAAUUCAUUAAAACAUCUCAUAUCAAAUAUGCAAAAUCUAAGUGAUAAUUUAUUAUUGAUGGGCGAUUUUAAUUUUGGAGAUAAUGAUAUGAAAGAGCAAGAUUUUUUACAUAAUCAAAUGUUUAAUGAUUUAUGGAAAGAUGUUUAUGAUUUAGAAGAGAAUCCUGGUUAUACAUUUGAUCCAUCUCAUAAUUUAUGCGCUAAAAUCACAUCUGAUACAAUGAUUAAUCGUCGUGUUGAUCGUUAUUUAUUACAAUCAAAAUUAAAUUAUGAUAUUGAACAUUUAAAUAUGAUUGGAUUAGAAACAUACAUUGUAAAUAGUCAAGAUGAUAUUAGUCUAAAUCCAUCCGAUCAUUAUGGUCUUCAAUGUGUUUUACAUUUAAAAGGACGAAAAAUAACUCCAAAAUCAUCUAUUGUUAUUAUUCCACCAUAUCAUACAUGGAGUCAAAUUCAAAGUAUAAGAGAAGUAUAUGAUCCGUCAUAUACACGAUGGCCACCUCACAUCAAUCUUAUCUAUCCUUUUUAUGAAGAAUAUGAUGAAAGAUUAUUAUUUGAAUUAAGAUUAUUAUUAACCAAACAAGAACCAUUUGAAAUUGAUUUAAAUGAAAUUGAUGAUUUUAAAGAGAAUAACAUUGCCUACAUUAAAUUAACUGAUGAAUCAAAAAAAUUAGUUCAAAAUAUGUAUGAACAAUUAAAACAAUUAUAUCCACAAUGUUGUAAAAAAAUGAAUAAACAAAAUAAUGGAAAAUAUACACCACAUAUGACCGUUGCACAAUUUAAACAAAAUAAUACACAAACAAAUAAUAAGAAGAUGGACAAACCAGUUCUAGUUCUUAAUGAUCCUAUUCAUUUUUUGGUAAAUAGUAUUUAUGUAAUACGUCGAACUGAUGAUACACCGUUUCAUAUCGAAUAUCAAAUGCCACUUGGUUCUGUACUUGAACGUUUAAAUUAUUCUCAACUAAAUUGUGAUAUUAGUUUACGUGAUUUUUUUAAUUCAGAAAAUUUAUAUGAAAAUGAAAUAUCAUACAAUAUGAAAUUAGAAAAAUUUCAACAUUUAAAUGAUUGUUUUAAACAAAUAUUUUCCAAUAUGACACUAGAACGUUAUACAAGUGAUUAUUAUACGUACGGUAGUUUUCGACUUGGUUUAAAUGGAGCUGAUUUAGAUACUGUAUUUGUUCUACGUGAAUGUGAUUUUUAUGAUAGAACAAAAGAGACAGAUUUUGAUCGUAUGAUUGCAAGUGAUGAAUCAAAAUUAAAUAUAUUGAAUAUACUUGAACAACAAAUACAAAUAAUGAAUGAUGUUAUUGAAUGUCGACAUAUUCAAGCGUUGUACUCAUUAAUAGCAGUCCUUUUUAAAGAUAAUACACGAGUAGAAAUAUUUGUUGAUAUUAAAGAAAAAUUAAUGUUAAAUAAUCAAUUAGUAAAGAAUAAUGGACUGAUGUAUUUUGAAGAUCCUGUACAUGGGGUUCAUGAUGCUGAACAAUUAUUAUCUUAUAUACGUUGUCCAUACAUAUUUCAAUAUUUAUUAACUUUUAUUCGUCAAUGGUCUCAAUCUGUUGGCUUAUAUGGUCACGUUUAUGGCUAUUUGAGCGGUUAUUCAUACGCUGUUUUGACCGCUAUUGUUUGUCAUGAAUAUUUUGAUGAAAACUAUCAUUGUAUUCAAUCAUUGUCUGAUUUAGAAAAUUUUACAUUAGAUCAAUUUUUUGAUCUUGUACGUUAUUUCUUUGAUUAUUAUUCAAAGUUUAAUUGGUCACAUGAGAGUGUACGAAUUUAUCCUAAACGUAAAGCAUACUAUCAUCGUGAUACAACAGUGAAUAACAAUGAUGUUAAAUUUAAAGGUGCAAUGAGAAUUUUACAUCCAUUACCACCAUUCAUGAAUACGGCACGUGGUACAACAAAAAUUACACGUGAUUUAAUUGUUGAAGGUUUUAAAAAUGUAUCAAACUAUAUGGAGAAAAAUGUUUCUAACGAGAGUAACAUGUCAAUUUUAAAGAAUAUUUUACAUAUGAAAAAACAAUUUCCUCAUACAAAAUGUUCAGAUGGAAGUAUAUUGCAAUUAAAACUGACUGCUUGUUCAUCACUGGAACUAGGAGAAUGGAUUGGUUGGGUAAAAUCGCGUCUCACUCGAUUUAUAAAUGAUUGUAUUGAUGAAUGUCACUUAUAUGUUCAAACAGAAAAUGAAUUUAAUUUAUCAAAAAAUGAGUCUGAUGUGGAUGCUUCUUUUGUGGCAACAUAUUUAUUUGCAUUUGCUGAAACAUGUGAAAAUAUUAGUCAAAAUCGAGUAUUCUCUCAUUGUUUAAAUAAUUUUUUGGAUCAAUUUAAAUUGUAUCCAUCUCGAACAUCAACAAUGAAAUCAUCCCAUAAAUUAAUUUCUUUACACGAAUGGAAAAUGGAAAAUGAACAACCAAAAUCUCAACGAAUAAGAACCAAAUAA
Molecule: messenger RNA, 3870 nt
Organism: Didymodactylos carnosus
Lineage: Eukaryota; Metazoa; Rotifera; Eurotatoria; Philodinida; Philodinidae
Source: the annotation of a GenBank genome assembly